UGUGACAACGUACAGUAAAACAGUCUCUCAUAGUAGAUAUGCAUUUAUAUUUUGCUUGGCAGUCCCUUCAGUAUGGCCCCUAUUUGUAAUAUAGGAUCACUUUAGCAUCAUGUAGCACGACAGGCUACGGAAGCGCUCUAGAUAAGAGAAGGCUGCAGCAGCGAGCACCCUGCUGUAACAGUCGUCAGUCUGACAAGUGCGCUGACCUCUCUCCUCUAGACUACUGUCACCAUGCCAUCGGUAGAAAUAUCCCCAAACCGACCCUACCACUUGGUCAUUUUCGGUGCCUCCGGAUUUACUGGGCAGUUUGUGGUGGAAGAAGUGGCUCGCACUGCUUCUGAAGGUCCGAAUGGGAGUCUGAAGUGGGCCGUGGCUGGAAGAAGCAAGCAAAAACUGGAGAAAAUAGUAGAGCAAGCUGCUGGAGUGUUGAGUAAGCCUGAGCUCAGAACAGAGGUGGACAUCAUUGUUGCUGAUGUUGGAGAGCCAGACUCCUUGGCAGCCAUGUGCAAACAGGCUGUGAUUGUUCUGAACUGUGUUGGACCAUAUAGAUUUUAUGGUGAGCCAGUGGUUAAGGCUUGCGUGGAGAAUGGAGCACACCAUAUUGAUUUAUGUGGAGAGCCUCAGUUUUUGGAGACAAUGCAGCUCAAUUAUGACAGUCCGGCAGCAGAAAAAGAUGUUUACAUAAUAGGAAGCUGCGGAUUUGAUUCCAUACCAGCAGACAUGGGAGUCCUCUUCACCAGGGAUCAGUUUAAAGGGACAUUGACAGCAGUUGAAAGCUUUCUCACUGUCAAUUUAGGACCUGAAGGUGGUUGUAUCCAUGAUGGCACAUGGCAGUCAGCUGUAUAUGGAUUUGCAGAUGGUAAAAAACUUCAAAGCCUGCGGAAGAAAUUUAAUCACAAAGCCCUUCCUGUUGUUGGUUCAAGACUCAAACGCAGAGGCGCAUUGUUCUACAGUAAUGAGAUUCAGCAAUACACUGUACCAUUUAUGGGCUCUGACCCUUCGGUUGUAAAGAGAACACAGCGCUUCCUUGUGGAACACGACGAAGUCACACCAGUCCAGUACGGCGCAUAUGCAGGUGUUGGGGGUUUGAGUAAUGUUAUCAAACUGAUGUUUGCUGGCAUCAUGUUCUGGUUUAUGGUAAAGUUCAGUUUUGGGCGCAACCUCCUCAUCAAGUAUCCAGAAAUCUUUACUUGUGGGCUCUUCUCUAAGGCGGGACCAACUAGAAAGCAGCUGGAGGGGUCAUCCUUCCAGUUAGCUUUCUAUGGAGAGGGUUACACAGAUGGACAGGACCCUUCUCGCGGAAAACCAGAUGGCAAGAUCCGUGCUGUUGUUCAAGGACCUGAAUGUGGAUAUGUGGCAACGCCCAUUGCCAUGGUUCAGGCUGCUCUGACCAUUCUCAAUGAAUCUCCCGCAUUGCCUAAGAAGGGAGGAGUGUAUACACCAGGAGCCGCCUUUGCAAAAACCACACUGAUCAACCGGCUUAACAAGCAUGGCAUUCAGUUUUCUGUUCUUUAAAUUGGCUCCCAUUUACCCAAUCAACUUUGAGCACUAAGUAUGAAUGCAUAAAGCCAGUUAGCAUAGCUUCAGUUUGUAUAGAUCUUUGUAAAAUUAAACUUGUCAGACCUUACAGUAAUAACCCUAGUUGUUGGUUGUAUUAGUUGCUUUACAUUCUCUUUCAGUGAAAGAGUCAUGUGUAUGCAUGGCUUGGGCCACCGUUAAAGAAAUUUAACGUUUAAGCAAUUUUGUCCAAAUACCAAACAUUGUUUGCCUGAACACUGUGGAAGUUCUUCUGCAACUGUUGCAAUAAUAUUCAGUGUCAUUUCCCGUUUGUAUGGAUUAAAAUUACAUCAAUGAAGCUCUAA
Messenger RNA from Boleophthalmus pectinirostris (great blue-spotted mudskipper), 1862 nucleotides. Its product is annotated as saccharopine dehydrogenase-like oxidoreductase. Gene Ontology annotation, cellular component: mitochondrion; lipid droplet; plasma membrane. Gene Ontology annotation, biological process: glycolipid biosynthetic process. The coding region runs from base 232 to 1515 and encodes 427 amino acids. Lineage: Eukaryota; Metazoa; Chordata; Actinopteri; Gobiiformes; Gobiidae. The transcript is spliced from 12 exons. The record is from RefSeq and is a predicted model, not a curated record.